CGGCGCCGGAGGUAGGCGGCUCGCCACCUUCUCCCGCGGUCCCUGGCAGGUGUGUGUCUUUCUGCAGAAGCCGGCGGGCGACCCUGGACGGGUGAUGAAAGUGUGGUCCCCAGACUCGCCUCAUCAUCAUCAUCAUCAUCACCUGGAAGCUUAUUAGAAAUGCACAUCUCAAGUUUGACAGACACACUGUCAGGCAACUGCACAUAAGCACGGGAGAUGAACUGCAAACCCUGACUUUUAUGCUGUGCUACUUCUAGGCUAAUAUGGAAUUUGACUCUCCUCUCCAGGUUGAUGAGUGUGAAAAGAAAAAGAGGAAAGACUAUGAAAGUCAAAGCAAUCCUGUUUUUAGGAGAUACUUAAAUAAGAUUUUAAUUGAAACCAGAAAGCUUGGACUUCCUGAUGAAAAUAAAGGCGAUAUGCAUUAUGAUGCCGAGAUUAUCCUUAAAAGACAAACCUUGUUAGAAAUACAGAAGUUUCUCAGUGGAGAAGACUCAAAGCCAGGAGCCUUGGAUGAUGCAUUAAGUGAUAUUUUAAUUAAUUUUAAGUUUCAUGAUUUUGAGACGUGGAAGUGGCGAUUUGAAGAUGCCUUUGGAGUGGAUCCAUAUAAUGUGUUUAUGGUGCUUCUGUGUCUGCUCUGCAUCGUGGCGUUGGUAGCUACCGAGCUGUGGACGUAUGUCCGUUGGUACACCCAGCUGAAACGUAUUUUAGUCAUCAGUUUUCUCUUCAGUUUGGGAUGGAAUUGGAUAUAUUUAUAUAAGUUAGCGUUCGCACAGCAUCAGGCCGAAGUUGCCAAGAUGGAGCCAUUUAACAAUGUAUGUACUGAGAAGAUGGACUGGACUGAAAGUCUCUGGGAAUGGCUUUCAAGUUCAUUGACAUAUAAGGAUGACUCGUGCAAAAAAUACUAUGAGCUCUUAUUAGUCAACCCUAUUUGGUUGGUCCCACCAACAAAGGCACUGGCAGUUACGUUCACCAACUUUAUCACGGAGCCAUUGAAGUACAUUGGAAAAGGAACUGGUGAAUUCAUUAGAGCACUGAUGAAGGAGAUUCCAGGGAUACUUCACAUCCCAGUGCUGAUAAUUAUGGCAUUAGCUGUCCUGAGCUUCUGCUAUGGUGCUGGAACAUCUGUUUAUAUGCUGAGACCUUUAGGUGGUCCUGGAAGAGAGCAGCCCCAGGCCCUUCAGCCUGGUGACAGACGGCGGCAGGAAAUUGAUUAUAGAUCCCAGGCUGGAGCAGGUGAUGCAGAUUUUUAUUAUAGGGGCCGAAUUGGCCCCUCUGAGCAAGGCCCUUAUGACAAAACGUAUGAGGGUAGAAGAGAUGUUUUCAGAGAGAGAGAUGUUGACUUGAGACUUCAGACUGGCAACAAGAGCCCUGAAGUGCUCCGGGCGUUUGAUUUACCAGACACAGAGGCGCGAGAGCAUCCCCAGGUGGUGCCCAGUCCGAAGUCACCUAUUUUGGCUGCAAAGCCCAGAGAGAUUGGUGGAAUCCCAGGAGAAAGCACACCGCCAGAAAGCAGUCCUGAAAGUGUCCAGCCUCUGAAGCCUGUCUCUGGCCAAGAGCUAUCAGGGAGUGUGGAAGGUUCGCCUGCCGCAGGAAAGGCCCAGCCCAGGAAUGAUGGCACAGGCAGCCCAGCGAGCACUGUGGCGGCGGCCGGCGGAAGGGAUCCCGAUAGCGGCCCCUGUGGCUAGAGGACAGACUCGGACCCCAGCUUGGGUUUUGUAAAGUAUGCUCUUCCCAACUAUUUACUACAAGUAUUCUGAUAUUUACCACACAGGUGCCAACUUAAACAUUAAUAUUUUUACUGACAGAAUUAACAAACACAUAUGUAUUUGUAUUUAUUUUGUUUGAUUUUUUUUUUCAUCCAUUUAAUUUUAUCUUCUUUCUGAUGUUAAGAUACAUCCUAUAAAGUUGGGAAGUGUUAACUUGGGAACAGGAUCUCAUAGAUGAAUAUAUGGCAAGCAUCACUAACUGAAUAAUUAAGGAGGCGAGUUUGAAUUAAGGACAUUGAAAAAAGUUUUAUUAUUUACAAGCAUAUAUAGGAGCCAACUAACCAAAGUGUGUGUUGCCUGUUGGACCUACUUUAGUUAACAGGAUAAUUUGUUAGUUGUGCACUGGAUUCCAAAAGUGAUGUGUACGACAAAUGACAACACUAUUUUUAAGGAAAGUCCACUAUUGUCAAGUUUACUCUCUCCACGUACCUCAGCCUCCUAAUACAGCCACAGGGUCUGCAGUACCGGCAUCCAUCCACCUGUGUCUGUGUGGGCUGCCCACAGAUCCAAGCGGCUUUGUAGUUUGGAUCGUCCUACCUUCGUCUCUCGAUACUGCAGCUGUUACUGGGCUUGUUUCCGUGUCACCCCUUUUAUUUUAUCCUUAGCUAAGAUGAACUGAAGAUUGCCAGGGGAAUUUAGAUAUCAGAGCUUGUUAAGUCAGUUGUAUAUAGUGAGUAGACUUUGGGAAUGGCGUUGUUCUUUCCCCAUCAGACGAAGCGCACAGGCUUCGUAAGACCUAUUUCCCUGGCUACUCAGAAUCCAAGCACUUGAGACUGUUUUAAACUUUUUUAAAAAUAAAACAAUUUAUUUUUGCUGGUACCUGCCUAGAAAGCAGUUUCACAUACUUAGGUACCCUUUGUUUUAACCUUAACGCUAAAAGUUAUGUUCAGCUGUUUACUAAGAAUAAUAUCAAUAAGAAUAGUUGUACAAUUUUCAUUCAGAUAUUUGUAUCAGAAAAACAUAUUCAAAGCAUUUGCUUUUUGAUACUUUUUUACAUGAAAUAUAGAAUAUUUCUUUUUUCGGCUCUGAAAGCAUCAUUUAGAUGCCUGUAACAAUUUAAUUUUAUGUGUUAAUAUUAUUUUCUAGUUUAAUAUUACAAACAUCUUUUAGUAUCUCAUCAGAGAGGUGGUCAUUUUUUCCAAGGAAUACAAAAAGAAUUUUAUAUAAAAAUUUUUUAACAGUAGGCAUAUAACAAAUGAACUAAUAAUGAAAGGAUACCUGCAUUUUGGGAUAGAUUUGUGAACAUUGAUGCAUAUAACGUAGUCUUCUGUGGGGGCCAGACGUGGUCACACUGGUGACUGCUCUCAAGGUGGCACCUGUCAUCUGAGCUGUGAUUCGGAUUCUGAAGAGAAAUGAAUGCCUCAGGAGGUAGACUAUAGCUACAAGAGUAGAACUCAUGCAUUUUACACUCCUGACUGCAUUUUAUCAAUCCAAAAAUGAAUCUUUUAAAAAAUUUUUAAGUCAAAUUACAUCUUUGUAUUCUUUCAUUACAGAUAACCAUUUGGGGAUGAAAUCUACUUUGACAGCUAGCAAAGCAACAUGCUACUGUUGAAUGAUGACAGCAAUUCAGGGAAGACUAAUUAAAGCAAUUGAACAUAUCAAGGCCAGUUUAUAACGAGAAGAGAUAGGCUUGUUUAUUGUGUAUCCAAUAUUUAUCACUAUAAUCAAAGUUUAUAGUGACAGGCUUUUAGGAAAAUCAGAAUGGGGUAGACAGUUUUUAAAUGGAGUAAUAGUGAAUAUUUACAGGGUCUAAGAACUACCAUAUGCACAAAAUAAACACUUAUUUUUACAUUA
Hipposideros armiger (great roundleaf bat) is the source of this 3560-nucleotide messenger RNA. It is a transcript of the gene CLCC1, whose product is annotated as chloride channel CLIC like 1. The transcript has 10 exons. Gene Ontology annotation, molecular function: chloride channel activity. Lineage: Eukaryota; Metazoa; Chordata; Mammalia; Chiroptera; Hipposideridae. The record is from RefSeq and is a predicted model, not a curated record. Gene Ontology annotation, cellular component: membrane; endoplasmic reticulum. The coding region runs from base 264 to 1685 and encodes 473 amino acids.